AUGAAUUUGUUUACUUUUUAAGAUAUUGCACGAAUGAGAAUAUAUCUAGAGAUUUUGUUUAAAUUUGGGAUGUUAGGAUCCAUCAAUUUACUUGUUGUCUUCAAGUUGAUCUAAAUAAUCUAUCUUGUAGGAAAUAGGGGUUUAUAUACAAAAAUUGAGAUGUCAAUUUUGAAAUUGGGAGCAUGUUUCUGUAUCAAAGAAUAAUUAAAUAUCUAAUUCAUUGUGAAUCUUUGA
Paramecium tetraurelia is the source of this 234-nucleotide messenger RNA. RefSeq lists its product as uncharacterized. The record is from RefSeq and is a predicted model, not a curated record. The transcript has a single exon. NCBI's taxonomy places the organism in Eukaryota, Ciliophora, Oligohymenophorea, Peniculida, Parameciidae.